CUCGGUAGGAGGCAUAUUAGCAUUCAGACAAAUUCGUUGUUUCGCUGUGGAAUUGUGGUUUUCCAGUUGUAUUGUCACGCGCUUCACGUCGACUCCAAGCCCAUAUCACUCCACACCAUAUACAACACAGUAGGCUCCAGGUUGUUGAGGGAUUAGUAUCUAGUUGAUUGCGCAGGUAUCGCGGUAUCCGGUUGCUUCGCAUUCGUGACCCCUUGAAAAGGAUCACUCCGAUCGAAGGAAACCAGCCAUGAUCUGAAAGGAACCCCCGUCUGCAUAGUGCCAGGUUAUAUAAUGUUUAAGCCUUUCGUUCGGAUUUUGCUAAAAGUGCUAGAGCUCUGUGGAUGUAUAGCAUGUGUGAUCACCAAGGUCUUAACGGACCAGGAAGCCCGACGAGUGGCAAUCCGGAAUCAGAAAUACUCGAUGGAGUGGGCCCUCCUGACUAAUGUUACUUGGUCACGUGAAGGAAGUGCUUUUGCAAGUAUCACCUAUGGCGGCUUCACGUUAAUAACUUCAUUGCUUCUGAUCGCCAGGAUAAUAAAUUCGAAAUCGAGACCAUCUUCAACAGAAAAAGUAUUUUUGACAGUUGGAAUGCUAUUCUUUAUCGCGAUGGGAGGAUUAGUUCUCGCGUCGCUUGAACAGGUCCCUCAGGAGCUUCACGACAACGCCAUAAUAUUGGGUACACUUUCAUUUUUGGUAGCACUGUUGUUUCUAAUUGAUUUGGCCGACCCAACUGCCCGUUAUACCUCAACAUUCGCCCAAACUGAACAAAUAGUCCAUAGUCAAAAUUCAACUCAAACUCAGAUGCACAACCAGCGAGAAUUCAAAGAGCUCAACAUCCCCAACUUGCGAAUGGAUACUACACCGAUCCCAUCCCCUGAUUCUGAAGUCGUCCCACCAAACGGCAACUAUUUUUCAGGUGAACAAGUAGAUGUUGUCCAUACAAAGACUGUACCUAAAGCUCAACAUCCCAUCUUUGCAAAAAUUCUCAUGCCAGAGAAGACACGCCCCUUUAAAAGGCAAGUUUCCGAACCACAAAGACUGAUCAAUUUGGUGGACGAAGAGGAGGACCCCGGGUGUGCUCAAGGAAUGACGUACAUGGUUAAUCGAAGUUUUCGCAGUGAACGAAUGCAAAAUGAGUGUCCUAGUGAUGAGGAUAAUUUGGACAAGCCAAUGAAACAAGGAUUCGUGGCACAUGCGGCGCGAAUGUGGGAAAAGCGGACUAGGCGCAAUAGAGAGCAGCCUCUGGAGUUGUCAACAAUCGUGUAAAAAGUGCUUAUACAACCAUGAGGAUAAGUUUUAGCUUUAUCAGUUUUAGAGGUUUUUCGUUGAGUGAAAAUUAUUUCUAAAAAUUGAAAUUAAGGAAGACAGAACAAAGGGGUCAAUCAGAGAGGUGCAUUUCCACACGGUGAUAUGACCAAUAAAUUGUCAUUGUAAAAUAAUGUUAAA
Messenger RNA from Hermetia illucens (black soldier fly), 1446 nucleotides. RefSeq lists its product as uncharacterized. Bases 292 to 1266 code for a protein of 324 amino acids. The record is from RefSeq and is a predicted model, not a curated record. The transcript has 4 exons. Lineage: Eukaryota; Metazoa; Arthropoda; Insecta; Diptera; Stratiomyidae.